Eremothecium cymbalariae DBVPG#7215 is the source of this 2484-nucleotide messenger RNA. RefSeq lists its product as uncharacterized. The coding region runs from base 1 to 2484 and encodes 827 amino acids. Gene Ontology annotation, cellular component: nucleus. NCBI's taxonomy places the organism in Eukaryota, Fungi, Ascomycota, Saccharomycetes, Saccharomycetales, Saccharomycetaceae. Gene Ontology annotation, biological process: positive regulation of transcription by RNA polymerase II. The record is from RefSeq and is a predicted model, not a curated record. The transcript has a single exon. Gene Ontology annotation, molecular function: zinc ion binding; DNA-binding transcription factor activity, RNA polymerase II-specific.
AUGCAGCAAAACUUUAGCUCCAACAUUCAACGAAUUUCAACAAGACCAAUUUCCGAUGCCAUUAUGGAGAAGAAGAAAAGUCGAAGGAACAAGCUAUCCUUUGUAUGUCAAACUUGCAGGAAAUCCAAGACCAAAUGUGAUAAAUUAAAACCGUUAUGCACGAGAUGCAUUAAAAAUAAUUUCGUAUGUGUAUACGAUGUUGAGACUCAAAAGAAACCGAAGUCAAGAAGUAAAGAUUCAAGAAUUCAACAACUACAAAGGGAGAUUGAAUACUGGAAAUCUAAAGCUAAGGGUCAUUUGAGCCAGUAUAGUUUAAAGUAUCAUGGGCAACUACCAGCCGUAGGGGCUGUCAUCGAUGAUCCCGUUAUUAACUUUCAUGAUGCUUUCCCUAUGAUGAUCAUGGAGGGUAGGUCUAAACAAAACGUUAGCCCAUUUUCAGCAUUAUCCUACAUGAGUAAAGAUAUAUAUUUGUUUCUCUUUUGGUCCUCCACGUCACCUCGGAUAGGAAUAGAAGCAACGAAAUUGCGUUUUAAGAAUGUAUCGCGAGCUUCGAAAUCACCGACUGUAACAAGAUUUAUCGAGAAACUGCUUCAUGGGAAGACUACAACUGCUUCAAAGUAUACUAUCGAUGAUUUCCGGAAUAUCUUUAAGAAUGACUUCUUUUUUGCUGACUCUUACGAAUCUGAAGAAGAUUAUCCAAAAUUCCUAAAAGACUGUAAAAUACAUUAUGAAUCGCAUUUACCGUGCUUGAAGGUGAUAAGAGCCUAUUUAAGAUUCUUUUACAAAGAAGUUUACCCCCUUGUGCCUUAUUUAGAUGUUUCGCUUUUUGAAGAAAAUAUUGCUGAUAUUCUUAUUCAGGAUGAAUUAGAUGCCCUCCAUGUGCAGUUCAAUCUUGGGACUGUGUCAAUCAGAAAGAAAGUCACUCAUAUAUGUUUACUUGCUUGCCUUCUGGGGGUAACUUACGUCUCUAUGGAAGUGGCUUGCUCUAGAGACCCAACAGUGCUUAAAGAUCCACUUUUAAUUUCACAAAUGAGUACCUUCGAAGCGGACAAGAUGUUUGAGUUAAUGAAGUAUACAAUGGGUGUACUGAACAUGUUCGAUUGGGUUGAUGAAUUUACGGUGUUAGCCCAUUUGUAUCAGCAUGUAUACUCCUUGGUGUCACCGGAACUCAGCAGUACUGAUGUACUUGAUAUAACAGGGAUUUGCCGACCCUCAAUUUUAUGGUGUGCUAAAUGCAUUGGCUUAGGAAAAUCUCCAGGGUAUGAUAAACCGAGGGAUUUUAAGGAUCCAAGAAUAUUGUGCUUGAGACGGAAAUUAUGGUUAGGAAUUUAUGUGAUCUUUAACUACGAGCAGCUAGUCUGUGGAAAUCUCCCACAAUAUUUGAAGUUUAUUCCGCCAGGGAUUUCCCCUGUAAAUGAUAGCCGCUUAGGUGGAAGUGAAGAGUCGACGUUUUUAGACACAAUACAAAGGGCUUAUGUGAACGAUCCCUUGGAAUAUAACAUUCAACUUUCCUUUUACAAAAAACACCGAAGUUACCUCCCCGCAUCGAUUUUAAGCUUGGCAUAUCUGAAUGUUAGCGAUAAGGCGAUCAGAUUGUCAGAGCUGGAAUCUGCAUUGAAGGAAACAAGAAGAAAACUAAAUUAUAAUCUGAUUGUAAAUCAACCCCAGCAAUUUUUCUCUUAUGCUGUAGAUGGUCUGAGAGACAUUCAAGUGAAUACCACCAAGUCUAACAAUGCUAAUAUAUGCCAAUCCCGCAUGAUUUUAUUGCUGACAUGUGUAUUAAACACUUCAUCUCUGUACCUGUAUUUUGAAAACCAACUGAUUCAAAAUAAGGACAGUAAAUGUGCAAAAUAUUACCACAUCUAUUUCAAAGAUAACUUGCACGAUGUUCUAAGUUCCAUCAUAGCUGUUUCUGAAUAUUUAGAUGGCGGCGUGCCUUUACCGGAUGGGUGUCACUUCAUUAUGUACGAUAUCGUGGAAAAUUCCAUGAUUAGAUGUUUCCAAGUACUUUUUGGGGUUAUCCUUCGACUAUACCAUGCAGAGGAAGUAUUCUGUAAGCUGUUGGAAGAUAAGAAUGAUUCAGCUGGCGGUUCUACUGUUACAAAUGCUCCCUCUGACCUGGAGACAAGGCUGGAAUUAUUCAAAAAGAUGAAAGUAAAACUAGAGAAGGCAAUCAAUACGUUGCAUGAAUUAAUGUCAAGGCAAUUGAGAUGGACCCUGUUCUCCAGCUUCAAACGACUCAUUGCAGUCGAUUUAGCAUUGGACAUGAUGAGAGCAGAAAGGGUUAUAGAACUUUUACAUGCUCCAAACCAAGAAAGAUUGGCUCACUGGAGUUUGGAUUCCAAUCUACAACUAACCGAGAAUAUCAAUGUCCUCAUAACUGCUGACGUGGAAUACUUGCAAAAUUUAUACCAAAUUUUCACCGAUCUCAAAUUUGAUAGUUUCAUUCAGAAUCGAAGUAUCAGCUUGGCAGAUGAGAAGUAA